Molecule: messenger RNA, 339 nt
Organism: Blumeria graminis f. sp. triticale
Lineage: Eukaryota; Fungi; Ascomycota; Leotiomycetes; Helotiales; Erysiphaceae
Source: the annotation of a GenBank genome assembly
AUGAAGUUUCUCAGCGCCGUGUUCCCGGCCGCAUGGGCUGGUAUUUUACUGCUAGUGCCAGCCGUUUAUGCAGAUCCACACUUUGAUUGCGGUGACUUUAUCGGUUUUACACUCAGUGAACUUACAAGUCGUAAAGGAUAUGAUGGAUUUGUGACGGCGGAGCCUGGUGAACCUAAAGGUCCCAAUGGGGAAGAAUACUUGUCACACCGAUACCGCGCGAUGAGAAGCAUUAUAUACACUACUUCCUACUUGGCUCAACCAAUCAAUGAAUAUCCCUAUUUCCGAGCCUUUCAUAGAACUACCGAAGUUCAGGAGCCAUUUAAAUUCAUAGAAAACUAA